AUGGGAAUGCAAGAUAAGAUUUUCGUUGGGGAUCGACCCCAGACCCCAGAAGACUACCUGAAACAAUUUGCUCUGAGUAUGGGGUGGUCAGCAGCUGCAUUCUCAAGAAAUAGACGCCAGGGGGCUCUACCGGUUUCAUCCCGAGGCCCUAAGACACUCAAGGAGCUUGCUCCAGCCGCCCAGAUGUUCAAACCAAGAUUCUGUGAAGGAGCCGUGCAGAGAGACUGGACGACAACAGACAUUGAACAGAUUGUAUCCAAAUCAAAUUGGAGUUGGGAUGAAGAGGCUUCGCCUUCAGAGGAUAUACGUGUGUAUUCUAUGUCCCGAAGCAUGACGAAAGAACAGAAGAAAGCAACUCCAGGAGCAGUUAAUGCCGCCGAACUACUGAAACAACUCCGGAACACUUUACACAAGGAAUCUUUGGAGCUCAGCAUACCAUAUCUCUCAUUUCAUCGAAUAUGCUGGUCGGUUCUUCGCAGUAUUCAUGAACACUGUCGUCCAACUCUUCGAAAUAUGUUUGGGGGCGGCUACAUGGAAAGGGAGAAUCAAUUGCCUUUCGUAGUGGGAUACAUAUUUAUGGCCGCGUCAAAUACCCAAACGCUCUCAGGUUUGCUAGGGGCUAAAAAAUCGGAUGAAGUUACCAGCAAGUUACUCUCCGAAGCAGCAACUGCUAUGGAUGAGUGUAUAACGACUGUUGGCAAGCAGUGUUGUGACAUGCUGGAACGACUUAAUUUUCGUUUCAUAGAUGGCAUGGACGAUGAGGUGGAAAAGGAAGGAGAUAAAGAUAAAAAUGAAAACAACUGA
Molecule: messenger RNA, 804 nt
Organism: Trichophyton rubrum CBS 118892
Lineage: Eukaryota; Fungi; Ascomycota; Eurotiomycetes; Onygenales; Arthrodermataceae
Exons: 1
Coding region: 1-804 (267 amino acids)
Source: RefSeq, a predicted model, not a curated record